UUUUCAGGAGCAGCUCCGCCAACUCCGCUCCAAAGAAAUUAGAAUCUGUGCCGUUUGACAUAACUUCGGCUCCAGUUAAGUUACAGUUAGGAGCUGGAGCUGUGCCGAACGGGUCUUUAUUUUAGGACGAAGGGAGUAGAAGUUAAUACAAGAGGUCACUAGCGGCCUCCAAAAUGGUACCUCACAGAGGAUAUGAUGUGAAACACUGCCACCGCUCGUAGCUAGGCGAGAGCAUGAUUGCCACCCGGAGAUUGAUAUGGGUGGAGGGGGAUCCAUACCACAACAACGCUUCUACUAUGAAGGGUACGACAUGACGGUCAAACUGCCGAUUGUCGCUUAAAUUAGCAUAAAUCUUCGACGAUAUGCAAGGCUGUUCGUCCUGAUCAGUGAUCAUCACCACGCUGCCAGCUGAUGGAUCCUGAAUCGGAUGACAUGACGAGAUGAUGGCAGAGGAAAAAAAAUAGAAUUUCUGAUUAGUCCAUCAAAUCAGAGAGCAGCUAAACAAACAGGAGCAAAGCGGAUAAAGAUUUCGAUAAGGCAAGGCAGCCACAGCAACAGCUCAAAAGCAAAGCCGUAAAGCAAAGCGAGGCGAGCGAGCGAGCCGAGGUGAUCACCAUGGCGGCGGCGGCGGAGGCGCACUUCCUCAUCGUCACGUACCCGUCUCAGGGCCACGUCACGCCGGCGCGCCACCUCGCCGGCCGCCUCGUCCACGGCGGCGCGCGCGUCACCGUCUGCGUCCCUGUCUCCGCGUUCCGCAAGAUGUUCGACACGGACGGCGAGGUGGUGGAGAGUGGUGGUGGGGUGGCGUAUGUUGCGUACUCCGAUGGCUACGACGGCGGGUUCGACCGGGCGGCGGACGACCACACGCGGUACAUGGCGCAGGUGAGGACGGUGGGCGCGCGCACGGUGGCCGGGGUGCUCCGGCGGCUCCGCGACGUGGGGCGGCCCGUCACGUGCGCCGUCUACACGCUGCUCCUGCCGUGGGUGGCGGACGUCGCGCGCGACCACGGCGUGGCGGCCGUCGCCGUGUUCUGGAUCCAGCCGACCACCGCGCUCGCCGCGUACUACCACUACUUCCGCGGCGGGCGCGACGCCGUCGUCGCGGCGGUCGAGUCGGGCAACCCGUUCGCCGAGGUGAGCCUCCCGGGGCUCCCGCCGCUGCGCGUCCGCGACCUCCCGUCCUUCCUCGCCAUCACCUCCGCCGACGACCCCUUCGCCUUCGUGCUCUCCGAGUUCGAAGCGCUCAUCGACACGCUCGAACGCGGCGCCGAGCCCCCGACCUAUGUCCUCGCCAACACUUUCGACGCCAUGGAGCGCGACGCGGUCCUUUCGCUCAGGCCACACAUCGACGUCGUCGCCGUCGGCCCGGUGCUCUCCUUCCUGCACGCCGACGCCGACGAGACCAAGACCGUCUCCUCUCCCAACGACCUGUUCGACCACGACGGCGGGGGCUACCUCGAAUGGCUCGGGACGAAACCAUCCAGGUCGGUGGUGUACAUCUCGUUCGGGAGCUCGUCGGUGAUGAGCAAGAACCAGGUCGCCGAGAUCGCCGCCGCGAUGGCGGCGUCCAAUAGACCGUUCCUGUUGGUGCUUCGGAAGGACAACUGCAAGGACGAAGAGGAAAAUGCGGCCAUCAAGAAGCUCGUCGCGGCGGCCGCGGCGGCCACAGACGGCGGCGGCGGCGGCGGCAUGGCGGUGGCGUGGUGCGACCAGGCGCGCGUGCUGUCCCACCCGUCGGUGGGCUGCUUCGUGACGCACUGCGGGUGGAACUCGACGCUGGAGGCCGUGGCGUGCGGCGUCCCCGUGGUGGCGGCGCCGCAGUACUCCGACCAGGGCACCAACGCGUGGCUGGUGGAGCGGAUGGGGGUCGGCGUGCGCGCGGCCGUGCGGCGCGGGGCGGACGGCGUGCUGGAGGCCGCCGAGCUGAGGAGGUGCGUGGAUGCCGCCAUGUCGGAGACCGUGGCGUCGCGCGCCGCGGAGUGGAAGGAGGAGGCGCGCGCCGCCGUUGCCGGCGGCGGGGCAUCGGAGAGGAACCUGAACGAGUUCGUCGGACAGUUUAUUUCCAAAUAACUGGAAUUAAUUUUUUUUCUACCAGGAUAUAGAUAAUUAGUACACUAUUGGAGAAUAUUAUUGUAAUAAUUGAUUAAGAGUAUGUAUCUUGGGAAUAGAUGCUUUUGGAAUCAAAAAGUAAAAUAAAACUGACUGACUAUCCCCUCCGACCAUGAUAAGUUAUGAAACAAAUGAUAUCAUUCAGUAUCACGUGAUAGCAAGAUUAAU
Molecule: messenger RNA, 2277 nt
Organism: Oryza brachyantha (malo sina)
Lineage: Eukaryota; Viridiplantae; Streptophyta; Magnoliopsida; Poales; Poaceae
Product: UDP-glycosyltransferase 75C1-like
Exons: 2
Coding region: 616-2070 (484 amino acids)
Molecular function (GO): UDP-glycosyltransferase activity
Source: RefSeq, a predicted model, not a curated record